Sciurus carolinensis (gray squirrel) is the source of this 4432-nucleotide messenger RNA. It is a transcript of the gene Znf623, whose product is annotated as zinc finger protein 623. Lineage: Eukaryota; Metazoa; Chordata; Mammalia; Rodentia; Sciuridae. Gene Ontology annotation, molecular function: DNA-binding transcription factor activity; RNA polymerase II cis-regulatory region sequence-specific DNA binding. The transcript is spliced from 2 exons. The record is from RefSeq and is a predicted model, not a curated record. Bases 250 to 1749 code for a protein of 499 amino acids. Gene Ontology annotation, biological process: regulation of transcription by RNA polymerase II.
CUCGCGGCCGGGCGGGGUCCGGCCCAGCCGCGGCGAGCCGGUCUCCCGGGGCCGCGGCGGCGGGGCCCGAGCCUGCCGUCUUGUCCCCACCAAGCUUCCUGCGUAAAUGCCGGGCGCGUUCCCCGCGCUCCACGGGGCCCGCCCGGGUUGCGCUCCCCGCUUCUGAGCCGCUCCGAGAUUCUCCAUAGGAGCUGGUAACAAGAAGCUGACUUUGAAACUGGAAUUCCUGAGGAUGAAAAUUCACAUAAUAUGAUGUCAGACAAACUCAUACUGAUGGAACCCCCUGCCCCCAAGUCUGGGGAAGUCCAUGAAGCCAGAUUAGGGCAGCUGUUGAGAAACCCAGAAGGGCAGAGCCUGGAGAGUCCUCCCUCUCAAGAGGGGGACUUCAGGCAGGUGACAGUGACCCACUGGAAAAUCCAAACAGGAGAGACAGCCCAGGUGUGCAGUAAGUCAGGAAGAGACACUGUACUGAACUCAAACCUUCUUAUACUUCAGAGGGAGCUCAUAGAAGGGGAGGCACAUCCUUGUGGUAUUUGUGGCAAAAGCUUCCCUUUUGAUUCAGACCUACUUAGACAUCAGAUUUCUCAUACUGGAGAGAAGUCUUACACAUGUGAUCAUCAUGGGAAAGGCUUUGGUCAGACCUCACACCUCACUGAGCAUCAGAAAGUCCACACUGGAGAUAGACUCUGUGUGUGCAACGUGUGUGGGAAAGACUUCAUCCACUAUGCAAACCUAAUUGAGCAUCAGCAAGUACAUGUGGGAGAAAAGCCAUUCAAAUGUGCUCAGUGUGGGAAAGCCUUCUGUCACAGCUCAGACCUACUUCGACACCAAAGGGUCCACACCAGAGAGAGGCCCUUUGAAUGCAAAGAGUGUGGGAAAGGCUUCAGUCAGAGCUCCUUACUCAUUCGCCACCAGAGAAUCCACACAGGAGAGAGACCCUAUGAGUGCAAUGAGUGUGGGAAGUCCUUCAUCAGGAGCUCGAGCCUUAUUCGGCAUUACCAGGUCCACACUGAGGUGAAACAGUACGAGUGCAAAGACUGUGGGAAGGCCUUCCGCCAUCGCUCGGACCUCAUUGAGCAUCAGAGGAUCCACACUGGAGAGAGACCCUUUGAGUGUAAUGAGUGUGGGAAAGCCUUUAUUCGGAGUUCGAAGCUUAUUCAGCAUCAGAGAAUUCAUACUGGAGAACGGCCGUAUGUAUGCAAUGAGUGUGGGAAGCGCUUCAGCCAGACAUCCAACUUUACUCAGCAUCAGAGAAUCCAUACAGGGGAGAAACUCUAUGAGUGUAAUGAAUGUGGGAAGGCCUUUUUUCUGAGUUCAUACCUUAUUCGACACCAGAAAAUCCACACUGGUGAGCGGGUAUAUGAAUGUAAAGAGUGCGGGAAGGCUUUUCUGCAGAAAGCCCACCUCACUGAACAUCAGAAGAUCCACACUGGGGACAGACCUUUUGAGUGCAAAGACUGUGGGAAGGCCUUCAUCCAGAGCUCCAAGCUGCUGCUGCACCAGAUUGUCCACACUGGAGAGAAGCCCUAUGUGUGCAGCUUCUGUGGGAAAGGCUUCAUCCAGAGGUCCAACUUCCUUCAGCACCAGAAGAUGCACACUGAAGAGAGGCUCUACCAGUACAGUCAGCAUGGCAAGGGCUGCGCCCCACCCCCAGGCUUUGUGCACCCAGAGGGCCUUUCCCUGGGUGAGGCCCCCACGCACUUGGCUAGGAGGGCCACAGGACAGGGGGACUGUGCAGAUAAUGUGUAGAAGAUCACUCUGGCUCUGGGAGUGGUGUUUGGCAGUGGGUGGAAUUAACAUUCAUGUGACUUAUGAGGUUUGGACAUGUCAGUUCCCUUAAUCCAGACAGCCUGCUUUUGGAGUGGACUGCCACCAGGGCAGAAGAAUGAAGGACCUGGAGGCUGGCUGGCCUUGGGCUGGACUGGGGAUAGGGGUGGGAAGGUCUUCACAGUCAACCCACACUUGAGUUAAAUCCUCUAAGUGUAGAACGGAGUGCUUAAUCCUGUUACUCGAGAGGGUUACCUACCAGAAAGACUGAAGAGAGAGGCUCGUGCAGAACCAAGAGUUGGUUCCCUGUGGUCCUGGGCAGAGCCCCUGCCUCUGUCCUAGAGCUUUUGCUUCAUUGACCCCUCAGCUCCUGGCCAGGCGGGUGGCACAUUCUACUUCCCACAUUCUCCAGGUUGUUUCUGCCUCUUUGAAGGGUCUUCCCUGGCAUGCCGAUUCCCGCUCGCUGCAAAGGCUCCUCUCAGCGUCGCAUCUGGGAAGGUUUCCCCGGGGCUUAGGAAGGCAGGCUCCAUCUUCUGUUGCUCAGUGCUCCCUCUGCUACUGUGCUUGCUCUGACAGCAGCAUUACGAAUUAUCUUCCCUUGUGCUGUUUCUUCAUGUGUCCCCAGCGUCUAGCACAUGGCAAUAAAAAGCACCCCCAAAUCUGGGUGUAAUAGCCAUUAUCUCAUUGCUACUUCUGAAUGUUAGGGUGUUCUUUGUUCACUUUGCAGCAGUGUGGUCUGUUCUGCCGGAGGUGUCUUCUCUUGUCACUAGCCCUGCACCACCUGCUGCUCCUCCUUAAGACUUGCCCGCAGUCACUCUGUCUACUUGGUGUCCUGCUGCCUUCUGCAGCCUCACCUUGGAGUUGUCCCUCACUUGGUCUCAGACGUUCCAGAGCACACAACCCCAGUGCACCCUGCAACCUUUUUCUAUUUUAGCAGCUCCAUGAUUAACUCCACUUUUGUCAUUUUCUUGCUCACAUUGUCAUUUGUUUGAAAACAUGUUGAGGUCUGUAGAGAAUGAUUCUAAAUACUGGAAAAAGAGUAAGGCCCCGUGCAUCCUGAAGCUGUUGAGUGCGGUGGGGAGGACCUCCUGGUGCAGUGAGUGGUGUGCUGAAGUAAGUGUGUUCUAGGUCUUGUAGGACAUUAGUGAGGAGGGGACGGCCAGUGCCAUUGGGAUCUGAGAAGCCUUCACGGAAGGGGGCGUUUUAGCUGCUCCAAAGAGGGCAGGGGGUGCUUGUCAGCUAGCGGAGAAAGAGUGACCCGGGAAAGAGAAUCCAGCGGACAGGCAGACAGAUGAAUUGCCUUGUAGUUGAGCUGUCAAAGCUGGCAAGUUCAGUAUGUGGUGAACAGCUAGCUUUGAGAUGGUACAAAACAACGUCUGCCCUUAAGGACGUGUUUUGAGUUCUUAACGUGUUCAGCAGCCCUGGAAGCCUAUAAGGGGCAGAUCAUUCUCAGCAGACAUGUGGAGUCCGCUUCCUGGGAGACGCCAUCACCUGGGUUGCAAAUGGUCGAGAAGGAGGCAUUCCCGGCCACUUUAGCCAGGACACCUACUUUAAGUGUACAGAGUUUUGGGAAAUCCCCACACGUGUAACCACCCACAAUUCAAAGUAACAUUCAUCCACGAAGUUCCCAAUCACACCCCCAAUCAGCUCAACCCCAGCCCCGCUGACCUCUUCCUGUCAGUGAGGACGAGGGCUGCUUGUCAUAGAGCCCCACCUACAUAAGUGCAGUGAGUGACAUCUUCACUUCUAAGUACAUACUCUUGUGUCUUAGACUCAACACGUUGUUUGUGUUUUAGUAGUGCUGUUUGCCAAGUGAUGUAUGGGAAGUUUGUCAUUUGUUUAUUCAUCUGUCUAUUUCUGGAAAUUUGAGUUUCCUCUUUGGACUCUUAAGAAUAAAAUUGGUAUGAAUGUGGGAAUGUAGCUUGAUGGUAGAGUGCUUGCCUAGCAUGCUCAAGGCCCUGGGAUCAUCCUAGUACCAGGGCAGCCAGAGGGAGAAUAAAACUGCUGUGAACAUUUGUGUAAGUGUAUUUAUCUGCACAUGGGGUUUUCUUUUGGGUGACUACCUACAGCUUCUAUUGCUGAGUUUUAAGAUAAUCUUAGUCCAUUCAGGCAGCUGUAACAACCUGAACUGGGAGGCUUGUAAACAAUAGGAAUUCAUUUCUUGGGGCUCUGGACACUGGGAAGUACAAGGUCAAGGUGCAGGCAGAUUUGGUGUCUGUUGAGGGUCCUCCUCUGUAGAUGGAUGCCAUGUAACCCCCUGUGGUAGAAGGAACAGGACACUUCCUCUGGCCUUAUAUAGGGGCGUAAGUUCAUUCAUGAAGGCUCUGCCCUGGAGAUAUAAUCACCUCAAAGACCUCACCUCACACCCCCACCUUGGGUCAGGAUUCCAGCGCGGAUUUGGGGUGUGUGUAAGCAUCCAGUCUGUUGCCAUGACAGUGUUCUUGAUGGGAGAUGGCCCAGCACUGGGUGCCGUUGCCGUGCUACUCUGGGUUUCCAGUUUGUGUUUGCCCAGCAUCUUGUCAUGUGAUCACUGCCAUUCCGCAUCAUCUUCCGUGAUGUGUCUCCAUGUUUUUGCUCAUUUUUAAGUUGGAUUGUCUCUGGGGAUUGAACCCAGGGUGCUUCACCACGGAGCUGCACCUCCACCUCUUUUUAUAUUUUGUUUUGA